CCAAAAUUCCAAAACAUAAAAUCAAAACCCGACGCAGAUAGAGAAUAAUGGGCUCGUCGAGCUCGACGAGCUCGAGUCCGGAUGGUAAGUGUGGCGGUGUCUACAGUUUCAAAUUGUUUUUCUACGAUAAGGUGGAUGAAGAGUCUGCUAGGCAAGAGAAAGACCAUUCCAUGACGAAUGAUGAACUGCUCGAUAAAUUCGGGAAACUGACAGUCACUGCAGAGAAGAUUUUAAACGUCAUGUACUACACUCAUCCGCUCAACUGGUGGCAAGUGUCCAAAUACAACCUGCAACACGCCUACAUUGUUUUCGAAACGGAGAACUGGUGGUGGUCCAUCGAGAAAAACGACAACUGCGUCGCAAUUCAACGAUCGAAGAAAAUCGAAUUCGUUCGCGACAAGUACUACAGAACAGAUCGCAUGACAGCCCUGACCACCGGAAUCAGCUGCAUUAAAGAAAAAACGGUCGACAAGAGGACAGUCAAGGAACUCCUUGAACACAUCAAAUCAUCCAACUACGUGAAUCAACAAUACCAUUUUCUAGAGCAAAACUGCUAUCAAAUGGCUGACAAGAUUUACGCCAUCUUCUAAUAGUUCUCGAGAAAUGUAACCAUCGCCAUCAACUGGUUUUCUCGCUCAGUCUAUAUGUCUAUCCCUCCCACAGCACACGGUCGCAUUUAUGUACAGAGAAAUUGAGAAUAUAUAUCCAAUACAAGGGCUGACUAUUG
Daphnia pulicaria is the source of this 727-nucleotide messenger RNA. RefSeq lists its product as uncharacterized. The coding region runs from base 48 to 590 and encodes 180 amino acids. The record is from RefSeq and is a predicted model, not a curated record. NCBI's taxonomy places the organism in Eukaryota, Metazoa, Arthropoda, Branchiopoda, Diplostraca, Daphniidae. The transcript has 2 exons.